UGACGUUAUCAAAAUAUAUUUCUAUACGCGGCUAACUUCACCCGGCUUCCUCCUUUUUACUUUUAAUUCUCGUUGGAGGUCUACAACGAAAAUGGGAGCUUAUCGUUAUAUGCAGGAGUUGUAUAGAAAAAAGCAGAGCGAUGUUAUGCGCUAUUUGCUUCGAAUUCGAGUAUGGCAAUAUCGUCAACUUACUAAACUGCAUCGAUCCCCAAGACCAACCCGGCCUGAUAAAGCACGCCGUUUGGGAUAUCGUGCCAAACAAGGAUUCGUUAUUUAUCGGAUUCGGGUUCGCAGAGGUGGUCGUAAACGUCCCGUUCCUAAAGGAUGUACCUACGGAAAGCCCAAAAGUCAUGGCGUGAAUGAGCUUAAACCGUAUCGUGGAUUACAAUCUAUUGCUGAAGAACGUGUGGGUCGCAGACUUGGUGGGCUAAGAGUUUUAAAUUCUUAUUGGGUAGCUCAGGAUGCAUCAUACAAGUAUUUCGAAGUUAUAUUGGUUGACACUCAUCACUCAGCAAUUCGUCGGGACCCGAAAAUAAACUGGAUUUGUAAACACGUUCAUAAGCAUAGAGAAUUACGUGGUCUUACCUCUGCUGGAAAGAGUUCUCGUGGAAUUGGUAAGGGCUACAGAUAUUCCCAAACUAUUGGUGGAUCACGUCGUGCUGCUUGGAAGCGCAAGAAUCGCUUGAAUAUGUUAAGGAAACGUUAAGAGUUCAAAGAUUAAAUAACGAUGUGAAUAAAGGAAAGCAGUUUUAUAUUGCUAACAACACGA
Molecule: messenger RNA, 769 nt
Organism: Musca domestica (house fly)
Lineage: Eukaryota; Metazoa; Arthropoda; Insecta; Diptera; Muscidae
Gene: RpL15
Product: large ribosomal subunit protein eL15
Exons: 3
Coding region: 92-706 (204 amino acids)
Biological process (GO): cytoplasmic translation
Cellular component (GO): cytosolic large ribosomal subunit; ribosome
Molecular function (GO): RNA binding; structural constituent of ribosome
Source: RefSeq, a predicted model, not a curated record